Molecule: messenger RNA, 315 nt
Organism: Desarmillaria tabescens
Lineage: Eukaryota; Fungi; Basidiomycota; Agaricomycetes; Agaricales; Physalacriaceae
Product: thioredoxin-like protein
Exons: 3
Cellular component (GO): cytoplasm
Molecular function (GO): protein-disulfide reductase activity
Source: RefSeq, a predicted model, not a curated record
ACCUUCAAAAAAGUGACCACAGCAGAAGGACAUAUCGUUCUUGUCGAUUUCUAUGCAGACUGGUGUCAGCCAUGCAAGGUCCUCUCUCCCAUCCUCAAACAACUUACCGAAGAUCUGUCGACCGAGACUGCGUCCCGCCAGCCAUUGGACCUAGUCACCAUUAAUAGCGAUACAGAGGAGGGAAGGGAGCUCUGUCAGUGGUUUAAGGUACGCGUACUUCCCACUGUCGUGGCAUUCCAAGGAGGUAAAGCCAUCAAGACCUUAACCGGCACACUGAGGGAACACCAAGUCCACCAGUUUCUGAGGGAGAUAUGA